Syngnathoides biaculeatus (alligator pipefish) is the source of this 559-nucleotide messenger RNA. It is a transcript of the gene phf5a, whose product is annotated as PHD finger protein 5A. The record is from RefSeq and is a predicted model, not a curated record. NCBI's taxonomy places the organism in Eukaryota, Metazoa, Chordata, Actinopteri, Syngnathiformes, Syngnathidae. The transcript is spliced from 4 exons. Gene Ontology annotation, biological process: mRNA splicing, via spliceosome. The coding region runs from base 91 to 423 and encodes 110 amino acids. Gene Ontology annotation, cellular component: U2 snRNP; precatalytic spliceosome; U12-type spliceosomal complex.
GGCGGUAAUGUAAAAACGACGUACUUUGGUUUACGGGUUCAGAGGUGAAAAUUGACGUUUUCCGCUAUACCAGUACCACGAUAGCCAAGAAUGGCAAAGCAUCAUCCAGAUUUGAUCUUCUGCAGAAAACAAGCUGGUGUUGCCAUCGGGAGACUUUGUGAGAAAUGUGAUGGCAAGUGCGUGAUCUGUGAUUCGUACGUGAGGCCUUGCACGCUGGUCCGCAUCUGCGAUGAGUGCAACUACGGCUCCUACCAGGGACGUUGCGUCAUCUGCGGAGGCCCGGGAGUGUCCGAUGCUUACUACUGUAAAGAGUGCACCAUCCAGGAGAAAGAUCGAGAUGGCUGUCCUAAGAUUGUCAAUUUGGGCAGUUCAAAAACAGAUCUGUUUUAUGAGAGGAAGAAGUACGGCUUCAAGAAGAGGUGAAGACACUGACCCAGUCUUCCAUUUGUUGACUUGUAGUUCUGCAAAGUUUUCUUUUAAGAUUCUGGCAACCAAUUUUGUUUAUGGACUUGGUUUGUUUAAUGGUUUCAAUAAAAGAUCUUUUAUAUUCUUGUCCUAA